AUGGCGAACGGAAUGGACACAGUCGUGCAACAAAAUGGUGGAGCCACCCUCGGGCAGGCCUCGCAGGAAGAAUCCAAGACGAAUCUCAUUGUAAAUUAUUUGCCACAGAGCAUGACACAGGAUGAGAUUCGAUCUCUCUUCUCGAGCAUAGGCGAGGUGGAGAGCUGCAAUUUAACGUGUUGGUACUUUUCCCAUGUUACAGGUCAGAGUUUAGGUUACGGUUUUGUUAACUAUCACCGGCCUGAGGAUGCUGAGAAGGCGAUAAACACGCUCAAUGGUCUUCGUCUGCAAAACAAAACGAUCAAGGUAUCGUACGCGAGACCGAGCAGCGAGGCGAUCAAAGGCGCAAAUCUGUACGUGAGCGGUUUGCCGAAGAACAUGACGCAACAAGACCUGGAAAAUUUGUUCAGCCCAUAUGGCAGAAUCAUCACGUCGCGGAUACUUUGCGACAACAUCACCGGAUUGUCGAAAGGGGUCGGUUUCAUAAGGUUCGACCAGCGGGUCGAGGCCGAGAGAGCGAUCCAAGAAUUAAACGGUACCAUUCCGAAGGGCUCGUCCGAGCCGAUCACCGUCAAGUUCGCCAACAAUCCGAGCAACAACAACAAGGCGAUACCGCCGUUGGCCUAUCUGGCACCGCAGGCGACCCGACGAUAUGGCGGCCCGAUCCACCAUCCAACCGGCCGCUUCAGGUACAGCCCGCUGGCAGGCGAUCUCUUGGCGAACUCGAUGCUACCCGGGAACGCGAUGAACGGUUCUGGUUGGUGUAUCUUCGUGUACAACCUCGCCCCAGAGACCGAGGAGAACGUGCUGUGGCAGUUAUUCGGUCCGUUCGGCGCCGUCCAAUCGGUCAAAGUGAUUCGCGACCUGCAGACGAACAAGUGCAAAGGCUUUGGUUUCGUGACGAUGACCAAUUAUGACGAGGCCGUGGUCGCCAUCCAGAGCUUGAACGGCUACACGCUCGGUAACCGAGUCCUUCAAGACGACAAGCAACGGCAUCAGCAACACCACCACGAUCACCAUCAUCAGGCAGCAGCGGUAGCAGCAGCAGCAGCAGAAACGGUAGCAACAGCAACGCCAGCUGUGGCAACAGCCGCGGCCAUGAUCGGUCAAGCGACCGCUGCCAAGGCAGUGCUUGGUACAACGACCGCAGCAGCCACGGUGGUCGCCGCGACAGCGACCGCUGCUGCUGCGGCCGCGGCUGCGGCUGCGGCUGUGGUCACGCCCGCGACC
Molecule: messenger RNA, 1230 nt
Organism: Heterotrigona itama
Lineage: Eukaryota; Metazoa; Arthropoda; Insecta; Hymenoptera; Apidae
Source: the annotation of a GenBank genome assembly